CAGAGCACAACAACACAUUAGCUUCUACUUGGGGAAAGCAGUGCCAUUUGGAAGCAAUGUACAGUGGGAUCUGUAUCUGUCUGUUACUUGCUAUGCUUUCUGCAAGCUCAAAAGCACAUCAGAGUGAAGAUGCAGUAGUCACUGAAAUGGACCAGCUGACCCUUUCACAGCUCCCACGAUAUGCACGGGCAUCCUCUGCUGGACAGAAAAAAUCUUUUCAACGCACUGAUGGCGACCAACGAUCGAACAUUGGAAAUGUGCUGGUCAAAUAUCUGCAGCAAAGCAGGAAAGCAGGUCCUUCUGGGAGAUAUGUUGUCCUGCCAAACCGGCCUAUUUUUGAUCAACCUCAUCGAAUAAAUGACAGAGACUACAUGGGUUGGAUGGAUUUUGGCCGUCGCAGUGCUGAAGAAUAUGAAUAUUCCUCGUGAAAACUCAAAAUAUAUCAAAUGUUCCCCUGUUUCUGUACAGAUGAAAUAAAGUAAUUUGCUGUCUUU
Xenopus laevis (African clawed frog) is the source of this 494-nucleotide messenger RNA. It is a transcript of the gene cck.S, whose product is annotated as cholecystokinin S homeolog. The record is from RefSeq and is marked validated. Lineage: Eukaryota; Metazoa; Chordata; Amphibia; Anura; Pipidae. Gene Ontology annotation, biological process: signal transduction; digestion. Gene Ontology annotation, cellular component: extracellular region; axon. Gene Ontology annotation, molecular function: hormone activity; neuropeptide hormone activity.